AUACGCGUGUGCGGGUAUGAAAACAUAGGUAUUAAUGGCGAUCUCAGUUCGGCGAUGGAUGGCCGGGCUGGGGAGGAGAAUUCCUCGGGAUAUUACGAUUACAUACAUACGCUUCUGCCGCAUUCUUUAAACUCACCGAUCUCACCUGGGACCCAGCGGGAUGCCAUCCACUUGGAAUUUUAGAGACGUGACCCGACGACCACUUGAGAGAUGCCCCGGACGGCGAGGGACUGGAACUGUGUGACGUUCAAUCCCGAAAACGAAAAGACCACAUCCGAAUUCAUCAACUCUCAUGUACAUGUCUACUUGACAUCGUCCACCAUCUCGGGACGUGGUGUUCCAGUCGGAAAGCUCUGGAUCUGGAUACAAAAAAGACCGUCUCGUCUUUCUGCUGAAGAUGGUGGGCUCAUCCAGCUCAGGCCUUUGUCGAUAUGCCAUUAUCAUCGACAUAUCCGCAGCGCCGCUUUGUCAGGCCGCGGACGAUCGAAGAUGGAGAGCAAACAGAAGACGAAAGUACGACAUCGAUAUUGGUACAAGCUUUUGAACUUCCCUUCCCGGUGCUCCAUGCGUGGCCAGCGCAUACCUCCCCUACCUCGCCACGAACAGGGGUACAAGAUAGGAUCCCGGCGCAGCCGCUCUUUCUCUCCAAUAUGGAUCACCUCAACGGACUCGGGACAGGGAGAAAUAUCAAGCGGGCACACCUCCGUCCUCGAGUAUGCGUACGCACGGGUCGUGGAUUAUCCAUUUCGCAUGUGGAUAAGCACACGGAAAGUCGAGUGGCAAUAUGUACUUGAGGAGGUUGGCACUGGUUCCUCCUCCCUUCCAAGCACCCGGCGUUCGCAGGUGGCGCCCUUCCGUGUUCCAUUCCGUAUUCCCGAACAUGAAACUGACCGGAGCAGCGCCGUCUCGCAACGCCAAUACACCUACAGACACUGCACAUCACCAACACGCCAAUGCUGCUCCCCAACCGUGAGCGCCCAAACCCCAGAACUUGGGGAGCCAUUUGGCCCGGAACUUUCAGAUGCCAAUGACAAGGUCUACGGUCAGAACGCGUAUAACCCGUUGUCAAGAAGGGAAACCGACACGAGACAGGCACUCAUUUGCAGGAAGACGGCAAACCGAUGUGCCAGUUCAGGUUCCCUUCCUCGCCCCCGCCUGCUACCCCUAUUUCUGGCCAUCAGCUUGCUCGGCGUUGAGGACAUUUCAGGGAGCUGGACGACGUAUCCCCCGGCGAUUUCUAUGAGCAGCCACCAUGCACAAGAGAGACAUGGUUUCGCCUACGACGAGGUCAACGGAACAACCCAUGCAUAUUACGUCUAUAUCAUCCUGAAGCCAGUGGAAGGAAGCAACUCAUGCUGGAACGGCCGUAAGGAGAAGCUGCGGACAAGAGCAAAACAUAUUGUGUCAGUCACCCGGGAAACCCCGCAGAAACAAGGCAUGGCUGCAUGAAUCCAUAGGAGAGACUAACCGACAAGAACUCCUCAUAGGAUAUCCCGCCUAGAACCCAGCCUUGGAUGCAAAAUAUCCCU
This is a messenger RNA of Sodiomyces alkalinus F11, 1529 nucleotides long. RefSeq lists its product as hypothetical. The record is from RefSeq and is a predicted model, not a curated record. Bases 211 to 1449 code for a protein of 412 amino acids. The transcript is spliced from 9 exons. Lineage: Eukaryota; Fungi; Ascomycota; Sordariomycetes; Glomerellales; Plectosphaerellaceae.